UUGAUCAGUACAUGUAUUCCAAUGAUGUCAACUCAGCAAUAUCAAAGAAAAAUGGGUGUAGAUUUGAUGACCUCUUUUAUUUUUAAUGAAAAUAGACAAAGUUUGCUUAAACCGUAGCAAAUUGUUUGUAAAAAUAUAGCUUGUUCAAAACGUACAGUGAUUUUAGGCUUAACAAAGUUCGUAUUUUCUAAGGAAAUUUGAAAAGAGUGAAUGCUAAGACUUGAAACCAUUUUUGUCUGAGUGACGAUUCUUCACCAGGAUGUAUUUUUCGAUAGGAUGGCCAAGAGUGAUAAAUUGUUCGUAUAAGAACAUUCGUAAAAUAGCUUGUGACCGGGUAAAGAUUCUUUUCACGAUUCUUACCGAUGAUACACUUGCGAUUUGGUACACAAAGCCUUGUGUUCCGAUAGCAGCAAAGGUACGGAGUCUAGAAUGUGUAGAAAAAUACGGACACAAUACUACGGUCGAAUGGAAACCGGAUUCUAGUAUGUUACUAGUGGUUACAACUAGUGGGACUUUAUUCAUGUAUACAUUGAUUGUAAGUGAUGCACCAAAAGGAGUAUACAGUCAGAAUGAUUCUCCAUUUUCUAAUCUACGGCGAGAUAGUGCCGAAUUAUUUCUAAAAGAGAUAAUACCUUCCCUGCGAUUAUCAUUGACUCACCAACUAUCGUUAUACGUGCCAAUUUCCUGCAUCUCCUGCAUAAAUGUCUCUCAGAUAAUGGUAGCUACAAAGAAUGGACGUGUUAUUCGACUUAAUUGGAAUGGUGUAGAAGAACGCGAUUAUGCCUUGGAUUUGAAACGGAUACCAUUCAGUAUCAAUCAACAGGUUAGCUACGCUGUACCAAUAUUGGAAAACCAGACGUACAUUGAGUCCAUUGAUUAUUCUCCGUUGCUAUGCGGAUUUGCAAUUACGUUAAACGAUGGAAGGGCAGCUUUUUUAACUGCAGGAAAUACAAAAUUUGAUCCUAACCAAGUGCAAGGUAUCUGGUGCCAGAACGUAGACGAUGCAACAUGUGCUGUAAUCAAUCACAAAUAUCGUUUGAUAGCGUUCGGACGACGAAAUUCGCAGACAAACAUGUAUGUCAUAGACGACAUUGCUGGAGGUUUAGAGCUGUCUCACCGUUUGGUUCUAAGUGCUAAAGAUUUUCCCGGUUCCCCGGGAUAUGUUAGUGAAAUUAAAUGGACUCCAGACGGAUGCGCAAUAAUGGUGUCCUGGAGUAACGGUGGAAUUUCUCUAUGGAGCACUUUUGGUUCUCUUCUGAUGUGCUCGCUAGGCUGGGAUUAUGGUCUACAUAUAGAUUUAUCUAAGAAUAAUCCAUUCAAUAUUAUUAGUAUGGAUUGGUCAACCGAAGGGUAUCAGUUGUUUAUGGUGCGUCAAUUAAGUGAAACAAUCCCAUCCGAAACCGAUAGUACUAAUUCAGACGGUUCGACAUCGUCGUCUUCAGCUGUAACUAUGAAUCCUACAACAUCUAUUAACAGUAGCAAAGAAAUAAAUGAGUCUGUUCAUAAAACAGCGUCGAAACCGAGCAACACUUUUAUCACAAAGACGAUGUUGAUUCAACUCGAUUUUGUAAAAAGUAUUUUAACGAUCAAUCCGUGCAUGAGUUACAACUCUUACCUUCUGUUACAAGGAGACGAUAAGCUGUAUAUCAACCAUGGAGAUGUACUACAAAAUAUAUACCAUAAUGCUAACGCGUAUUCGCCAGAUGGUGCAUAUUCUGAAAAUACGCAAUACGCUAUGUUAUCAAAGCGUGAUUUGGAUUACAUGAGAAAUGAGGAAGACAAUAAUUCAGAAAAAUAUGUACAGGUCAACAGUAUAUUGUCAGAAAGUAAACACUGGGUUGUGUUAAAUCUUCCAACGGCUUAUACGGCAUCGAACUGGCCAGUUAGAUAUAGUGCGAUAGACUUUUCGGGAACUAAUGUGGCCGUAGCUGGCCGAACAGGAGUAGCUCUCUACUCGUUCAAUACUCGAAAGUGGAAGUUGUUCGGGAAUGAAACUCAAGAGAAAGAUUUUGUAGUUACUGGUGGACUGUUAUGGUGGAAUGAAUUUGUCAUAAUGGGUUGUUAUUCACUUAUCGGAUUUCACGAUGAGUUACGGAUUUAUUCAAAAGAUAAUAAAUUGGACAAUCGUUUUGCGACUAUAACAAAAAUGAACGCUCCGGUUAUGUUAAUUAACCUUUUCAAGGAUCAACUGAUUGUUUUCACGGCUGACGGCCACGUAACAAUAUUCCUACUACUAGAGAAUGACGGCCACCAGGUAGAGUUGGAAAAAAUGCACAUUUAUGAUAUCAAAAAUGUAUGUAUUCAUCCGGCGUGUGUAAUAUCAGUGUUGAUGACAAACUUACGAAACGAAAUGGGCUCUAAAGCAAACUACGAUAACAGUCUAUCAGAAACAUUGAUUUUGAACGUUUCCGGUCGUGUUCUCAUGGUGCAAACAGACUAUAUGGGCAAUGCAACUUCUCAACUCGCAUCGACUUGCUUAGCAUCAUCGGUUGAAUGCAUCUGGGUAUCAGAUUCAAACAAAACCCAUAUCAAGGAAUCUCUUUGGUUGUAUUGUGGAGGUCAUGGAAUGCGAGUAUGGUUGCCAGUUUUUCCACGAAGUGGAGAAACAGGAGCAAGAAGUCAUAGACACACGUUUAUGAGCAAGCGGAUAAUGUUAUCAUUUGUUUUGAAAAUAUAUCCCCUGGUAAUUUUGUUCGAAGAUGCAAUCAUACUUGGGGCGGAAAAUGAUACUAUUCUCUACACAAGCGACUCAAGUUUAUAUUUUUCACUACCCUAUUGCUCUUUGAAAAGAACGAGUCAAGUGUAUCUUCAUCAGAUUCUUCGUCAGCUAAUUAGACGAAAUUUGGGCUACAAUGCUUGGGAAAUAGCGCGUUGCUGUACAAAUCUCCCUUAUUUUCCACAUUCCUUGGAGUUGUUGUUGCACGAGGUGCUUGAAGAAGAAGCGACUAGUAAAGAUCCUAUACCGGAUGCUCUCCUUCCGAGUGUGUUAGAAUUUAUUCAGGAAUUUCCAGUGUACCUCGAAACUGUUGUCCAGUGUGCUCGAAAAACAGAAAUCGCUCUGUGGCCUUAUCUUUUCUCAAGCGCUGGAAAACCAAAAGAACUUUUUCAACAAUGCAUGACUUCCAAACAGCUUCAGACGGCUGCAAGUUAUUUGAUAAUUCUUCAAAAUCUUGAGCCAUCAGCUGUGAGCCGUCAAUAUGCAACUCUGCUUCUGGAUACUGCUUUGGAGCAGAGAAAUUGGCCAUUAGCAAAAGAUUUAGUUCGUUUUCUAAGGGCAAUUGAUCCGAACGAUGUUGAAUCGCCCCGCUCCUCAUACGUGUUUGGCACUAAGUUUGGCAUGAACACAUCUGGUCCCGCCGUAUCCCCGAAUGCUGAGGACUUGAGUCUUAUAUUGGGCAGUAGCAUGACCCGCGGCAGAAGUUUUUCAACUACGGCGAAUCCAAAGUCAAACGAAGCAGUGAAUAAUGCAACUAUAGUUAAUAAGGAGAAAAACAUUAUAUUUAACAAUUCCACCGGCAGUAACGUGGAUUCCGUUCUAGUACAAAAACGAAAGAAAAGUGUGCCAAAUACUACUAAGGAAAAAGACUCAGCAAGUGCCGAAGAUUUUUUCAUCGAUGUUAUUUUGCAACGACAUGCAAGACGGUUUCUCCAGCUGAAGAAUUUGGAAGAUUUAGGUCGGAUGAGUGCUACGCUUGACUUUCACCUGGUUGGUUGGCUUACGCGUGAAAAAGAUCGAGCUGCACGAAUCGAAGAUUUCGUGUUAGCUCUCAAGACAUUGCACGAUGAGUUGGAAUGGCCCAAACCGUGCUUAGAUCUGAACUUGAUUAGAACAGGACCAAUCAGUAAUCAACCUGAAUCUCCAGCUUCGAACGUUUCGAACAAAUCGACACUCGACGUUGCUCAACGAACGGAAGACUCCGGAUACAAUAGUUUAUCAUUAAAUAGGAUACCAGAAGGAGUCAUUAUUGAAGAUACUAGCAAUACUAAUACAGUGGUUGACCCAUUGAUUGCUAUGUCAGUUGCGAAGAUAGAAGUAACAACGAAUGAAACUAAGGAUUUAUCGUUUAUUGAUACGAAGGAAGCAAACUUGUCACCAAUGAACGAUAACAUCAGUGUUAGAUCAGAUCAUGUUAUCACCAACUGGACUGAAGAUGGAUGUGGUGCUUUGAAUCUGGAAAUUGAAGACAGCUUCAAUAGAGCAUUGGAGAACAUUUCUAAGAAUAAUGGGCGCUCCGACCGAGGAAAGCAUAAGUUAGAAAUUAAGAUGCGAUAUUUGUUACAAAUCUUCACUGAAGCCAAUUGCUAUGAGUUUUCAUUAUUGUUAUCUGUCUUAUUGUUGGAUGUGGCUUCAGUUUGUCGAAUAACGAAUGCCGCGAUACGAUCAAAGUCAUUGGUAGUAUGCCGUCAAUUGAGAAAUGGGUUAAAAGAUAUGACUCGGUGGAGCUUUAAUGAGUGCUUAGGUUACAGACCGUUUAUGAUAGCCCUCCAACCGCAACUGGCUGUGCUUGACAAAUUUGUGAUUCAACAAGAAGCAAUUCCAUCCUUAACUACUGCAACCAAUACUAGUGUGCAAUAUAAGCUAGCGAAUGUGUCAAACCUGUCGGAUUUAGGAGUUAUAUCGGAGACUGGCUCAGCGUCUGUUCAUUCUGGUAACACAGAAACCAAUUCUCGUAUAAGGCAUACGAACGUUGUUCCUGAUAUAGUAGAUGGACGUGUGCGUCAUAUGCUCGAGAAAAAGAGUAGUACUGUUUUGGAAAUAAGUUACAACAAACGAGAUCGUUUGACUAGCACAGGAAGUGGGGGAAAUAACGUAACUAGCGCUAGCUCUGCUACAAGUAUUCCGAGGCAUCCAGGUGGCUUUACGCGGUCGGUUUCAGAUCUAGAGGUAGAAAAUAUUCGUAAAAUGGCUUCCGGGAAAGCCCAUGAACGAGAUUCGAUUGGUUCAUCGCCGAUUAUUGAGGAAUCAGAACGAAGCACUGGUUGUGUACUGAUGUAGAUAUAAAAAUUAAGUGAAAGUUUAGUUGAAAUUGUAUUUAUUUUUAAUUUUACUCUAGCAAACCAAGCCACUGUUCACAAUUCCACUCACGAAAUGUACUCAGAUGAAUCCAAUUAAAUGAUACUAUUUGAUCAGUUAA
Messenger RNA from Malaya genurostris, 5135 nucleotides. RefSeq names its product guanine nucleotide exchange factor subunit Rich (gene Rich). The coding region runs from base 260 to 4996 and encodes 1578 amino acids. The record is from RefSeq and is a predicted model, not a curated record. The transcript is spliced from 13 exons. Gene Ontology annotation, cellular component: Ric1-Rgp1 guanyl-nucleotide exchange factor complex; cytosol; Golgi membrane. Gene Ontology annotation, molecular function: protein binding. Lineage: Eukaryota; Metazoa; Arthropoda; Insecta; Diptera; Culicidae. Gene Ontology annotation, biological process: intracellular protein transport; retrograde transport, endosome to Golgi.